AUGGGGCGAUGGUGUGGUAAUGAGGGUUGCCAGGUUCUGCUCACGAUGGGGCGCUGGUGUGGUAAUGAGGGUUGCCAGGUGUGCUCACGAUGGGGCGCUGGUGUGGUAAUGAGGGUUGCCAGGUGUCCUCUCACGAUGGGGCGCUGGUGUGGUAAUGGGGGUUGCCAGGUGUGCCUCACGAUGGGGCGCUGGUGUGGUAAUGAGGGUUGCCAGGUGUGCCUCACGAUGGGGCGCUGGUGUGGUAAUGAGGGUUGCCAGGUGUGCCUCACGAUUGGGUUCUGUGUGGUAAUGGGUUGCCAGGUGCCUCACGAUGGGCGCUGGUGUGGUAAUGAGGGUUGCCAGGUGCGCCUCACGAUGGGGCGCUGGUGUGGUAAUGAGGGUUGCCAGGUGUGCCUCACGAUGGGGCGAUGGUGUGGUAAUGAGGGUUGCCAGGUGUGCCUCACGAUGGGGCGCUGGUGUGGUAAUGAGGGUUGCCAGGUGUGCCUCACGAUGGGGUACUGGUGUGGUAAUGAGGGUUGCCAGGUUUGCUCACGAUGGGCGCUGGUGUGGUAA
Messenger RNA from Salvelinus sp. IW2-2015, 552 nucleotides. The record is from RefSeq and is a predicted model, not a curated record. NCBI's taxonomy places the organism in Eukaryota, Metazoa, Chordata, Actinopteri, Salmoniformes, Salmonidae.